GGUUAGGAAUGAGUCAUCAGCUCACACUGGUGCCAGACUUGGAAGCUGUGGAAAAUUUGACAUUUGUACAUAAGCUGAAACUUUUUUUUUUAAAGUUUCUUCAUUUUGUUCCUAUGCAGCGGGUAUUUGCUAGCUUCCUUAAUGCCUGUCAAAAUACCUUCUGGUCCCAUACUCCCUCUGCUGUUCAAACGGUGAAGCUACAGGGACCUUGAUCGACAAAGGGCAUUUUUCAUUUAAUAACCAGAUAAACAUUUAAUUUAAUUUUACAAUGUAGAAGCCCCUGGCUGCACAAGAUUCUGGAUGGCUUAUAGUUUUAAAAGCAAGAACAACCAAGAAAGUCAGAGAUAUCCAGCUAAAACAAUCCAUGACAACUCAAACAACUCAAACUACUGUAUCCCAAGACUUGGGAGAAUAGCUGUGUUUUUAGCCAUUUUCUGAACAUUAGGAUGGGAACUGUUCAGAGGACACUGCUCCAGACAGCAGGUGCUCUUCAAGUCCAGCCACUCGGGUUAAUUGAGCUUUCCAAAAACCAAAACACAACUUUAAGGGGUCCUGAGGGCUCUGAGUUUGGUUGUUUUCUUGCAGAUGUUUCAUUACCAAACUAGGUAACAACAUCAGUGCAUGGACUCAUUUCAACUCUGAGCUACAAAUAUUCCCUUCUAUAAGGAUCACAACUUUAAGUCCCAUGUUGUCUGGGGAAGGUCUUAAUCUUGGGCUGGCCAAGAUUGGACACCCCAACUUAGCCUUUUGAGUGAGCAAUGACUGUUUUUUAACAACAUCUCUGCCUGUAACUCCUCCAUUCUUGUUGAAGCCUCUCGCAGCCCCAUCAUGUCCCCCAGACUGGCUAACACGAAGCCUGGUGCUGUCAGUUGAAUAACAUAAACCAGAAUUACUGGGUUCCUUGUGGGAAGUGGACCAAAAGCUGCUGAGACUACAAGUCCCAGAAUUCCUAACAAGGAAGAAAAAUACUUCUGGAGAGGGGGGCUAUAACGUCAAGCCGUUCCCUGGCAACGCCUUCCCGACAUGCUUCGAGCGCAGUUCAUGGCCUCCUAGAGCUCCGAAGGCUCCCAGCGUACCUUGCGCGUCUCCAUGGUUACCAGCGCAGGGCGUCCAACUGAGGCCUAGGCCGCUGCGGCCUGGCAGGCGAAAUGAGGCGAUCGGGCGGACCGGCAUCGCCGCUUCUGCUGAGGCGCUCCGCUUUCUUCCUGUUGCUGCUGCCAGGGGUUUGCCCGUCCACGGCCGGGCCUACGAGCGAAGCCCCUCCGAAGCCGUCCACCAGUCCGGGCGGAGCCACCGUGGCGGGAUCAACGACAGAGCCCCCUCCUCCUUCGCCCCUGAACCGGGCGAUCUCGACGCCGGGCCCCGUCGAGGCAUCCAGUCCGCCUCUCACGUCUUCCCAAACGCCGCCUCAUGUCGGCUCGUGGCCGGCGCCCGUGACCAAGGUGACUGAGCUAUGCGUCUGUGACCUGCUGGAGGAUCAAUGUGACAUAAACUGUUGUUGCGAUCCUGUUUGCACGGCUGCGGAUUUCAGUGUUUUUACUGCAUGUUCCGUUCCCGUUGUCACAGGUGACAGGCAUUUCUGCAAGCAACCAGAAGCCCACUAUUCAAUAGAUCAAUCAGCUCAGCCUCCAGAAAGGAUAUUUCAGCUAGUUGAAAAAGUCAACCCUUCUGUGUUCUGCCUUCAGACCUCCAACUAUAAGGCUGGCCUCUCCUUCCAAGCUCCAGAAAUACCCACUCUGCAGAAUUUUGAUAGGCUCCUUCAAGAAUUUGACAGGGGCAGCUUUGCUACUGGAAAGGAUCUUGUGCCGGAAGCAGAGUCUGAGACCCUGCAGGAGGCUGGUGCAAACGACACCAGCAGAUACAAAUUUAAGGAUCUCAUUCAAACAACCAACGGCUUUCUGAGGCUGCCUGCUCCACUUUUUUCCCAUUGUGCUCAUGAGAAUCCUGCAGGUUUCUUAAUGACCCAGGCUGAAAAAUGCAACACGGCGAUCAAAAUGGAUGAAUGUUCCACCCUUCCCGAACUCAGCAUGCUGUUUUACAGCAAUUUUAGCAUUUUGGCAGUACCAAAUUCCAGCCGAACCGUUAACGUCACCAUCCAGUCCGUCACAGUUCAGACGCCAGAGGGGCUGCGCACUCGCCUGGCUAAUGCAGAUGUUGUGUUGCUCCCUGUGUUAAAUGAUCAGUCGUGCAGCAAUCUUGUUCUUGAGGCCAGUUACCUCGUUACCUUUACUGAGGCAGGUGAAAUCCUGGGGGCAGCCAUCUCGCUGGUCCUGGGGACAGUUCCUAUCAGCGCUGCUUUUCUGCAGCAGAGCUUUGCUAUCCGUUUCAUACAGCAAGAUACUCAGCCCGUUCCUUUCAGUGGAAGCCCAGGUUAUCUUGUUGGGUUGCCAAUAAGAGCUGGAUUUAGAUCAACUGGCUCUGGAGUCAUUCAGAGUUUGAACGAAGGAAGCCAGCUGACCAUGAUGAAAAGCACCACAGCCCAGGACUGUUUCCGGGCGGAAGGGAGCCGAACUCCAGUACUCUUUGGGUACAAUAUGAUGUCUGGAUGCAAAGUGCGAAUUACCAACAGUGUCGACUGCACACUUCUGGCUCCAGAGCUCCUAAGGGUGUUGAAGGGCCAAAAUUUUCCAGACUAUGUGGCCUCUUUUGGAGAUUCCUUGCCUCAGAACGGACCAGACUGGGUCCAAAUCUCUUACAAUUCCACCAAACCGGCCACCUGUGAAAUCCCCGUGUCCUUUGAAAUGGAAGUGAAGUGGACUAAAUACGGCUCCUUGGUUAACCCCCAGGCUAAAAUUGAGAGCCUCACAGUGAUCAUAACAACGGCUGCCUUACCCAAGGUCGAUUCAGGAAGUGAAAGCAUCGUCCAGAUACUCAGCGCCGUUUCCUUUGUUGAUAUCUCUGCCCCUGCCCAGCCAGGAUACAAGGCUUGGCCCACCAUUGAGGCCCACCUGCCCUUUGAUUUUUUCUUCCCGUUUGUUUAAAAUCCAAAGAUACCAGCUUUAUUUUUUAAAAAGUGGGAAGCUUUCUUCAGAUCCACGCUGAAGUUGAAAACAGCUGUUGCAUCAAAGUGAGCAGAGGCCAAAGCCGUUUCUGCCAGCCUCAGCUUUGGGAGGACCUUGGCAGAGCUUGAUGGAAGAUUGUCUUGCUGCUGCUGCUAGUUCAUAAGCGAAUACGGACUGAGGCACGGAUUCUGCCAGGUGCUGCUGCGCAAGAGAGACACGCAGAUGGGAAGGCUGGGAGUUGAAAUCCAUGCAUUCAGCGGGCCCCAGAUUGGGGGAACUUUGCUUGCUAUGCCCAAGAGUGUAAAAUGCAAUAGUUAAC
Crotalus tigris (Tiger rattlesnake) is the source of this 3321-nucleotide messenger RNA. RefSeq names its product tectonic family member 1 (gene TCTN1). The transcript has 14 exons. The record is from RefSeq and is a predicted model, not a curated record. Bases 1149 to 2981 code for a protein of 610 amino acids. Lineage: Eukaryota; Metazoa; Chordata; Lepidosauria; Squamata; Viperidae. Gene Ontology annotation, biological process: protein localization to ciliary transition zone; cilium assembly. Gene Ontology annotation, cellular component: MKS complex.